AUGGAAAACCAUACUACAGUGUAUGAAUUUGUUCUUGCUGGAUUCAGUGACUCUUCAAAACUGCAGAUCCCUCUCUUUACAUUCUUCUUUGUGAUAUAUUUUACCACCUUAAUUGCUAAUCUUGGAAUGGUACUUUUAAUUAAGAUUGACCCUCAACUUCAUACCCCCAUGUACUUCUUCCUUAGCCAUUUGUCCUUUGUAGAUUUCUGCUACUCCACUGUUGUCACCCCCAAGAUGCUGACAGACUUUUUUAUGAGAAGAAAAAUUAUUUCAUUAACAGGGUGUGCUGUACAAAUGUGGUUUUUUAUUUUCUUUUUAGCUGCUGAGUGUUUCCUCUUAGCUGCCAUGGCAUACGAUCGGUAUAUUGCCAUUUCCAAUCCUCUGAUGUAUUCAGCAGUUAUGUCACAAAAGGUUUGUUCCCAGUUGGUGGUCCUGCCCUAUCUUGUUGGACUGUUGAAUGCCACAACACAUACAACUUUAACUUUUCAGUUGUCCUUCUGUAACAACAACAUAAUCAACCAUUUCUUUUGUGACAUUCCUGCAGUUAUAACACUCUCAUGUUCAAAUACAAGAGUCCACAAAAGGUUACUUUUUGUUCUAUCUUUUGCUUUUGGCAUUGUGGACAUAGCCAUUAUCAUUGUCUCCUAUAUUUAUAUUCUCAGUGCCAUUCUCAGAAUCCGCUCCAGUGCAGGCAGGCACAAAGCUUUCUCUACCUGCUCAACUCACCUCACGGUUGUGACUAUCUUCUAUGGAACCCUCUUUUUUACAUAUGUGCGUCCCAACUUCAGCUCAUCAACCCAGGAGGACAAGGUGGUCUCCAUGCUCUACACAGUGAUGAUCCCCAUGCUGAACCCCUUGAUAUAUAGCCUGAGGAACAAAGAGGUGAAAGAUGCAGUGAGGAGGUUGUUUAGGGGGAAAAGCUUACUGUAG
Eublepharis macularius is the source of this 930-nucleotide messenger RNA. Its product is annotated as olfactory receptor 1009-like. Gene Ontology annotation, cellular component: membrane. The record is from RefSeq and is a predicted model, not a curated record. NCBI's taxonomy places the organism in Eukaryota, Metazoa, Chordata, Lepidosauria, Squamata, Eublepharidae. Bases 1 to 930 code for a protein of 309 amino acids. The transcript has a single exon. Gene Ontology annotation, molecular function: odorant binding; olfactory receptor activity; G protein-coupled receptor activity. Gene Ontology annotation, biological process: G protein-coupled receptor signaling pathway; sensory perception of smell.